Molecule: messenger RNA, 2016 nt
Organism: Geosmithia morbida
Lineage: Eukaryota; Fungi; Ascomycota; Sordariomycetes; Hypocreales; Bionectriaceae
Exons: 3
Coding region: 1-2016 (671 amino acids)
Source: RefSeq, a predicted model, not a curated record
AUGACUUACGCCUCCCCAGGUUCCGUCACAGAAUCCAUCCAGACGGGCGCAGAAGCCGAAUUCCCCAUCGGCAUGGCCCUGGGAAGCCCCUCGCAGGCGCCCCUCACGGGUCCCAUGUCUAGAUCCGUCUCCGCGGCUGGUCGGCACGCCGCUCCUCCUCCUCCACCGCCAGCUAGGGCCUUCACCACCUCCAACAACACUACGCCAUCCGAGGAGUCGGCACCCCAGCUAUCGACGACGCCGCCCAAACAGAAAUCACGCAAGUGGGGGAUCUUCAGGAGCAAGUCUAGGAGCACUAAGAGGACUAGGACCAACACCGCGGACACGGACACGUCGCUGUCCCAGACUGACGCACAGCAUCAUCCGCCUCAGACGCACAGCACUCAGCCCUCGUCGACGGCAUCGGGAACGACGCCGACGAGGGGAAACACCACACCGGCCAUGGCCCCGCGCGGAGAUUAUGUCACCGGUAGUUCGAGGCGGGGCAAGCCCAGUGUAUCUCGAUCAUAUACGGAGCCCGUCUUGCAAGGCGCUGCAACCCAGGAGCGACAUGUGUCUGAUCACCACCAUCACCACCCGUCCAAGGAGUCUCAAACCUCGAUGCAUAGGCCUACCCUUGCGAAACGUGCAGAGAGCGACAGGCGGCCACUGGCCCAGAACCCAGUCCGCCCAGGAGUCAACACUUACCCUCCCCAGAUGAGGCGGGGCCCCCUCCUAGACGUUCAGAUCCCCGACAUCACCAUGGAGAGAUACAGCAUCAUGUUUGGCCAGGUCUUGCAGAACAAGCACUCGGGGGCGCAUCAGCAGAAGGGCCAAGACCAGCAGCAGCAGCUGGAGCAGCACGAGCAGCUACAUGAGCCGCCUCAGAAGCAGAAGUCAUCGCAUCCGUCGUGGCCGCAAGGCCAACUGGAACUCCAUUUCCCUCUGCAGUCGCUUCCAGAGCAGAAGCCAGAACAGACUCUGCAUGAUGUUCACCAUAACACCAAGUCUGGCUCACUGACGAGGUCCUCGUCCGCCCUCCUUGCCCGCCGACAGGCUACUCUGAGCAAUCUAGCUCUGGAAAAGGCGGAGGAGAAGGCCAGCAAGAAGUCCCUGCCCCUGCCCCUGCCCCUGCCCGCGCAGGUUCGCAUGGAGGCGCCGCCGGCUGACCUCGCGCCGCCCCGACGAAUCGGCUCCCCUUCGCGCCAUCAGCGCAAGAGCUCGCCUCAGCUACAUCUUUUCCCGCCCACGCCCAAGCAGCAGCCGCACGUGGGCCUGGCCGUCCUCACACCGUCGCCCCGUGCACGAUUCCACCAGGAAGCACCAGCGGUGACGAGCCUUCCCUCCCGCCCGCAUCCGAACAGGCGUGCAGCCCAGAGCAACCCCCCGAUAGGCAGGAUGCCCCCGCCUGUGCCGUCACCGCCGACAUCUCAGCAGCAGCGUACGCCACCCAAGCCCCAGCGUCUCCCUAUUCAGCAGCAGCCCGUGGCCGAAGCCGUUUGCGAAUCGCCUGUCGAUAUGCACGACUCGCCCAAGGCUGCCACUGCUGAGCGCUCCAGCAUCGAUGCGGCCAUAGUCGUGACCCCACCACCGUCGUCGUCGCCGAUCAUGAGGAAGAAGAAGGGCUCAAUAUCAUCCAUCAUGUCGUCAGAGCACAUUACCGUGGUCAAGCCACAGGUGCAGCCGCAGAUCCUGGUGCAGGAGCAUGACAGCAACGGCAGCACAGAUCAGGAGACUGCCGCUACCGCCGCGGCCGCGGACAGGGCUCUCAAGGAAGCCGUCGAGGCUUCCAUCAUCAGGCAGAUAUCCGUCUCCCGUGAACAGCGGCAGAUGCUCGGGUCUCUUCGCGGCCACAUGAAGAACGGAAGGGACGCAAAGCCGAAAGGUUUCGGGUCCGUUGCCGUCGGGCAGAAUGAGCGCCUUGUCGAGACGAAGCAGCUCACGCCCGUCAUGGUUCACCCUAGCUCCGAGGACGGGUCGAGCACGUCGUUGCAUAUGCACAGGCGGAGCGAGCGUGUUGUUCUCGAGGGGAUGUGA